AUGUCGGUUCCGUGGGAGCAGCGGAGCUUCUCCGAAUCCAAGUCGCCGUACGGUCAGCUCGUCACCCUCGUCGUCAAGGACGAGGCGGGCCGCAGGCUCACGCGCACCAUGAGGAAAACCGACAACCUGCAGGUUCUCGUCGACUUCUACUACAACACCAUGGCGCCCGUCGUCGAGCGCGGCUCGGGGGUUUUCGAGUACCGCGGCACGCAGAUUGUGUUUCCCCGGCAGCAGGUGCCGGUGGAGUUUGACAUGAAGGACGGCGACGUCGUCCGGGUGGUCAAGCCGCACACGCUCGUCACCCCCGUGCUCAAGGAGCGCUACGAGGAAUCGCGCAGCUUCGCCUGCACCGUGCGGAGGACCGACCAGCUCAAGGGCUUGAUGUCUUUCUACCUCAGGACGGCGCUAAAGGCUGGAGCUGUUUUUGAGUUGGACGGCAGACGUCUUGUAGGCGAUGAGACGCCGGCGGACUUGCAGCUUGAGGAUGGGGCAAUCAUCCACGUUUCUCCAGCUUGA
Messenger RNA from Aegilops tauschii subsp. strangulata, 516 nucleotides. RefSeq lists its product as uncharacterized. The record is from RefSeq and is a predicted model, not a curated record. NCBI's taxonomy places the organism in Eukaryota, Viridiplantae, Streptophyta, Magnoliopsida, Poales, Poaceae.